CAGCUAACAAGGAUGGACUAUGCCAUGAAAUCCCUCAGCCUUUUCAACCCCAAGUCCCUCUCCAGAUAUGUGGCAGUGAGCACCUCGGUGGUGACCCAGCAGUUGCUGUCGGAUGCCAGGCCCGAGGUCCCCAGAGCCCGGCCAUACCGAGUAAGCAAUGCCAACAGGAGUGUGCGGAAGGGCAUCAUGGCACACAGCCUCGAGGACCUCCUCCACAAGGUUCGACAUGCCCUGAUGCUGGCAGACAAGCCCUUCUCCCUGGUGCUGGAGGAAGAUGGUACAAUUGUAGAGACAGAAGAGUACUUUCAGGCCUUGGGAGAGGACACCGUGUUCAUGGUGCUCUGGAAGGGAGAGAAAUGGCUGUCCCCAUCAGAGCAGGGGACUGGGUAUCAACCCUCCCUCUCACAUAAGCCUGCCAAGAAGAUUGAUGUGGCCUGUGUGACCUUCGACUUGUACAAGACAAACCCGCAGGAUUUCAUUGGCUGCCUGAAUGUGAAGGCAACUCUCUAUGGCUCAUAUUCCCUUUCCUAUGAUCUGCACUGCCAUGGGGCCAAGCGUGUCAUGAUGGAAGCUCUUCGCUGGGCCCUCCUGGGCAUGCAAGCCACAGGCCAUGUGUUGCUUGGCACCUCUUGUUAUAUGCAGCAGCUUCUGGAUGCUACAGAGGAAGGGCAAAAACCCAAGGGCAAGGCCUUGUCCCUCCUCCCGACCUGUCUGAAGAUACUGCAAUGA
This is a messenger RNA of Chrysochloris asiatica (Cape golden mole), 729 nucleotides long. RefSeq names its product cell death-inducing DFFA-like effector c (gene CIDEC). NCBI's taxonomy places the organism in Eukaryota, Metazoa, Chordata, Mammalia, Afrosoricida, Chrysochloridae. The transcript has 5 exons. Gene Ontology annotation, biological process: apoptotic process; regulation of apoptotic process. The record is from RefSeq and is a predicted model, not a curated record. The coding region runs from base 13 to 729 and encodes 238 amino acids.